GAACACAGCAGACUGUACGGUUUACGAGUACAUGGAUUGAAUAUACAUCGUUUUUCCCACUGUCGGAGCAGGAAAGUGUUUCUGGAUGUUUACAAGUAUUUAUUUUAUAUGUGCCGAGUACGACCUUCAAAAGAUCCGUUCCGUGAGCGUACAGGUCAGCCAGUCGUUAUUUAUUUAUCUACAUUAAUUUUUAAACUUCUGUUUGUUACAUCGAUGUGUUAGUGCCUUUUCAAAGUAAAUAAUUUCAAAUGAAAAAUUAAUACAGUUUACGUUAUUCGUAUUUUUUCUCUCCGCUAUAAUUAAUAUAAUCAUUUUAUAACGACUCACAAGAAAUUUAUUUUGCCACGACAAUUGUAUAUUUUAUAAGAAAAGGAAGUUUAUUUUAUACUUUACUUUUUGUAUCGCUAAUCAUUUUGUACAAGAUUACUCAUUUGUAAGUGAGAACCGUCAGACACGCGUGAUGUUCUCGUAUGGGACCAUUUCUUCUCUCGCGUUUUAGAUAAACUCGGAGUUAAAUUAAAAAGGAAAACAAACCAUUUCAGCCCUAAAGAAGAAUCGGGUAAUACCCAUCUUCACCAUGUCUCAGGCUGAAAUUGACCUUGCUGGACGUAGCUUUCCCAAACUACCUGCAGGUUUGGACGACGAUUCUUGCUUGUCUGGAAGGCUGCCACCGCGGCGACGGAGGCACUCGGCAAACUCGAGAAGAAACUCUUACAGAUUAAACAAAUUAAACACCAUGGAGCUCGAGUCCCAGGUUUACGAUGGGACUCUUUCAAAGACACUGUCUUGGUCCGCUGAUAACAUUUUAUCGGAGUCCAGCACCGAUGACAAAAAGACCGACUACACAUCGACUGCAUCCCCCGUGUCUAGCCCGGGUCCAAGCAACAAAGAGCCUCCUGGUACCCAAAAUUCAGACCCCAUUCCUUCGAUAAGUAAUUGGGGUGCCAGGGAGCGGAGCCAAAAUACACUGGAUGCCAGUUCCGACUCUUCCGACGAAGUCACUCACAAAAAGGUUACUUUGUCACGCACCCCGUUUGAAAACAAAUGGGAUCAAGAAGAAAAGGAUGAAAUCGAAACCAAAGCCGUGGCGACCUCACCUGACGGCAGGUUCCUCAAAUUCAACAUUGAAAUCGGGAGAGGGUCCUUCAAGACGGUGUAUAAAGGCCUGGAUACAGAGACCACUGUGGAGGUGGCAUGGUGCGAACUCCAGACGCGGAGGCUGACGAAGGUGGAGCGGCAGCGUUUCAGCGAGGAGGUGGAGAUGCUCAAGUGCCUGCAGCACCCCAACAUCGUGCGCUUCUACGACUCCUGGAAGUCCACCCUCAAGGGCCACAAGUGCAUCAUCCUGGUCACGGAGCUCAUGACCUCGGGGACCCUCAAGACGUACCUUAAGAGGUUCAAGGAGAUGAAGCUGAAGCUGCUGCAACGCUGGAGUCACCAGAUCCUGAAGGGCCUGCACUUCCUGCACACGCGCACCCCUCCCAUCAUCCACCGCGACCUCAAGUGCGACAACAUCUUCAUCACCGGCCCCACGGGCUCCGUCAAGAUCGGGGACCUGGGGCUGGCCACCCUCAAGAGCGCCUCCUUCGCCAAGAGUGUCAUCGGUACGCCCGAGUUCAUGGCCCCGGAGAUGUACGAGGAGAAGUACGACGAGGCGGUGGACGUCUACGCCUUCGGCAUGUGCAUCCUGGAGAUGACCACGUCCGAGUACCCCUACUCCGAGUGCCAGAACGCCGCCCAGAUCUACCGCAAAGUCACCAGUGGAAUGAAGCCGGACAGCUUUUUCAAAGUAAAAGUCCCGGAGCUGAAAGAGAUCAUCGAGGGAUGCAUCCGCAUGAAUAAACACGAAAGAUACACCAUCCAGGACCUGCUGGAGCAUGCCUUCUUCCAGGAAAACAACGGGGUGCACGUGGAGCUGGCCGAGGAGGACGACAUGGUGAAGUCGGGGCUCAAGCUGUGGCUCCGCAUGGACGACACCAAGAAGCUGCACGGGAAGUACAAGGACAACAACGCCAUUGAGUUUCUGUUCGAGCUCUACAAGGACGUGCCCGAGGAGGUGGCUCAGGAGAUGGUGGUGCUGGGCUUUGUGUGUGAGGCCGACUACAAGCUGGUGGCUAAGGCCAUCCGCGACCGCGUGACCACCAUCAAGCGCCGGCGAGAGAAGCACCGUCGAAUGAUGGAGGAGCUCAGGAAGAGGAAGGAGAAAGAGGUGAUCGAGGAGGAGCCGGAGCCCGCGCCUGAACCCGAGCCUCCUGCCCCCAGGCCCAGCAGCCAGGCCUCCGAGAGCCCCGCCCCAGCCCUGACCCCACCCGUGCUCACUGUCUCCGGCCCCACGCCCCCGCCGGUCAACGGCCCCACCCCGUCGCCGGUCAACGGCUCGGUGGACUCUGGCAUAAACGGCAGCCUCCCGGCGGAGCCCGAGGAGCCGGAGGUCGACCAGCACCAGCACUUCCACAUCCGCCACACCAGCUGCUCCUCCGCCACCUCUGACUGUGAGACGGACGGGUAUCUGAGCUCCUCCGGGUUCCAGGAUGCCUUAGAGGGGCCCCUCCCAUUGGCUCAGCCUGUCGGCUCCACCUCAGCUCCGACCACUGAGGCCCCGCCCUCAGAGACGGCACCCACAGAGGCCACACCCACAGCGGCCCCACCAAUCCCAGCUCUCCGAUUCCCCUCGAGUAUUGCGGUGUCAAACAAUACUGAGCGUGCUCAGUCUGGGUCGGCCAGUGGCUUCUCCUCUCCUGUUGAUAGCUACGCCUCUGACGUUACGUCUGGACUGAGUGACGGGAACGAGGGCCUGUCAGAGAAGAGCGGCAAAGGUUCCACCAAACGCAACACCAGCAAACUGUUCAGGAGGAGGGCCCGCUCCCGGCUGCGCAUCACUGGGCUCUCUGACAAAGUCGACCGGGUGGUGGAGUGCCAGCUACAGACGCACAACAACAAGAUGGUGACAUUCAAGUUUGACCUGGAUGGAGACAAUCCAGAGGACAUUGCUGCAGUCAUGGUGCACAAUGAGUUCAUCCUGCCCUCUGAGCAGGAGGGUUUCAUCCACCGCAUGCGUGACAUCAUCAAGCGGGCAGAGGCCCUGAUGAAGAAGGAGCCCCUGGGGCAGGCCCACGCGCCGGACGGCUCCCGCCUCCCCUUCUUGAGCGGGACUGGCGCGCUUUCCGCCUCGCAGCCCAAUCUGCACACGCACGGCCUGCCUCGGACCCAUUCCUCCUCAUCCCUGCCAGAUUUCGGCAGCGGCGCCCAGGUGACACGGGGCUCCUCUCCCGGGCUGGUGGGGAGCUUCUACAUCGACCCCGACGGGUCCCCGUCCGUCCGGCCGCUCCGCUCCCAGUCCUUCAACACACCCUCAGGUUCUACCCAAUCUUACCCCCCUCCUGCUUCCCAGUACCCACCAGUGUCCACCGCUGACCCUGUGCCAAUGGUGCCACUCACCCAGAUUCCGCACCUGUCACAGUACCCCACACCCCCCUACAUGCCAAACAGCCAGUUCCCUUUCCCCUACUCCCCAACUGUGAAACAGACUCUUACCCGCGUCCCCAGCAGCCCCAACUUCUCCUCCCCCUCCUCCUCCGGCUCCCCCCACCAGGGGGACGCGUUGAGCCCAGGUGGGGAUGGCACCCCCAUGUCCCCCCCUGGCCAGCAGCCCCAGCUCCCUGGCAUGUGGCCUGCCCACACCCAGUCCCUGUUCUCCCUGGCCAAUGUGCUCUCGCUAGCCAUGAGCGUGGCGCAGUCCUUCAUGCCCCCCACCUCCAUGCCCAGCCCCCUGGCCCAGGGCAUAUCCUCGCUGGCCAGCUUCCACCCUCAGAUGCCCCCUCACAUGGCCUCUCAGCCAGGCUUCCACUCCAUGUUCGCUCAGCAGCCCCAGGUGAUCUCCGGGGAUUCCCCCUACCGCACCGGCGGGGUGCCGGGCCCUUACGACAUGUACCAGUACUCGGACGCCCAGUCCCAGGGGCAAACGGGACAGCCAGGGUCCCCGCAGGUGGCUCCGCCCCCCGGGAGGGGCCCAUCUAGGGCUCCGCAGCAGGAGGCGGGGCAGCCCGCCCCCACCCCCACCCCCGCGAGCGCCAGCCCCUCUCCCCUGUCCCAGCUCGGCUCCCGGCCGGACCUGUCCCCAUCCUUCACGGUGCAGUCCCAGGACCGGGUGGACAGCUCCAGCUCGCUCUCCACCACGUCACCCUCCUCCUCUGCUCCGGUCAGCCCACAGAGCACGGUGUCCUCCCCCAGCCCGAGAACGCUGUCUCCACCCGCGGUGUCUGAAGCCACUGUUAGCACCUCCAAGGACAGAUUAUCUCCCAUCUCUGAGGAGAAAAAGCCAACUGUCACCGUUGGCCGUUUCCAGGUCACGCCCAGCAAGGAGAUCCCAGCAGCCCCUGCCAGCUCCGCCCCGGCUCCAGACCCAGCCACACCCAUUCCCAAUGGCUCCCCUCCCAGGGACAGCGACACAGGCAGCAGCACGGAGGAUCAGGGGGAGUCAGAGGCCAGCCUCAGCACCAUCACCGUGUCUCCCCCUCAGCAGCCCCCCGGUGGUCUGCUGCAGGACCUGGGGAGCACGCCUCCUCAUCGCGAGGGCAUCAAGGAGCCGGAGAAGGAGGAGGAGGAGAAGGAGGAGCAGCAAGGGCUGAGGGACUGCAGCGUCAACCAACUGGGCGGCCCGGCGGACAGCUACCUGCCAGGGGCGGCCACGGAGGGCCGGUUGUGGGACGGCAGCACGGGGAGCCCCCAGAUCAGCGCCCCCCUGCACCAGGCGUGGGUCAGCUACUCCCGCAGCACCUCCUACCUGAGCAGUGACGAGACCGAGAGCGAAGACGAGGAGAUGUGGGAGGAGCUGCAUGAGCUCAGAGAGAGACACCUGUCAGAGGUGCAGGCCCUGCAGGCCACUCAGAAGCGGGAGAUUGAGGAGCUCUAUGAGAGGAUGGGGAAGGUGCCCCCGCCGGGCAUCGUGUCCCCCGCCGCUAUGCUGUCCAAUCGGCAGAGACGCCUGUCGAAAGGAGGGGGCUACCCCCCGUCCCGCAGAAACAGCCUACAGAGACUGGACAUCCUGCCACCCGCAGGGAUCAUGCGCAAGAACUCUGUCAGUGGUAGCAGCAGUGGCUCCCAGGAACGGCCAAGUAAAGGGGUGACCUUUGCUACUGACUACAGCAGAAUAGAUAUUUCUUCUUGAAAAAAAGACAAUCUUGAGUGAGAAAAUUUUGAGUCAGUGAGAUGUUACAGCGGUGCAUCUCUCUGGACUGCCUCAUCUGAACAGGGACAGGCCGGGCCCUCCCGGCCCUGGAGGAAAUGACACCAUCAGCAGCCUCUUCUGCAGCAGCCCAGCAAGGGGCCCCUCACUCUGGCAUGCGUGUCUUUAUCAAACUCAAAAGCCUUGAGCUGAGGGACGAGGGAGACACACAACUGCCGGCCGCAGAGGAGAUCCAGAAAACAACACAGCCAAGCCACGGAAGUUCAGUGGUGCACAGAGCCUUCUCUUGGCUAGACAUCGCCACCGGUGCUGUGGCGAAACCUGCUGAUAAGACCCGUGACAGCAUUGAUUAUAAAGUAGAUCUCUCUGGAGCACACAGGCAAGCAGUGAGCUCACUUGCGUAGCGUUCUGUCCCUUUCAAGCGCUGUGCUUGUGACACGCAGUGUUUGUUCCUCAGCUCCUCACCACCGCUGGGAAAGUUAUUUCCUCCUUCUAGAGUAUUUCUACUGCUUCUGUCUAAGUACCGCAAACUGAGAUCAAGCCAUUGGACUCGAGCCCUAUCUGCUGUUCUGUGUUAGUCUCUCAGAUCUUAAUUCCUUUGCACUUUAGUCUGUCUACUUGUUGCAGCCACGGCGCCACCUGGCUGUAGGGUGGUGUGCUGCGCUUCUCAGACGAGACCACUGAAUAAAGCUGUUGUCUGUGCAGCUCUGCCUGCUACCUACUAUAGUGGCAUUGCAGUGGAAUCAAACAUGCUUUUGGUUUAAUCCAGAAACAGCGGUGUUCCAUUUAACCAGGAAACUGGGCAACAUGUCUUAUGUUGCUGUUACCUAAAAUGGCAAAUCAGCAAUAUGCAUAUUGUAAUUUAAAAUUAGAUAUUGUAAGUAAAAUCUAUUCUCAUCUAUUUUAAGCGUUCAAGCAGGUAUUUAAAGCACCUUAUGCCCACUGGCAUGUUGUGGGUUCUAACGAUGUUAUCAAAUGCUGCCAAAACCUGGGACAUUACAAAACACAGUAAUUACUUGGACACACCUUCACAUCUUCAUACAGCACGUGUACAUACUAUUUAUCUUGUGAAACACAAAUACACAAACUUGUUCAGUGAUUGAACAAACUGAAUGUCAUUUGUCUUGUACAUUUGCACUGUCACGAUGCAGUUUGACCGUUUCACUUUGCUUUACUGUUAUGGUAUACCAAGCAAGAUCUCAGCUGUAGAAAGGUCAGAACUUUGAGGGAGGCAUUGGGGUCAUACUGAUGGCUUUCAUACACCAACAGUUGCUCUGUUUUCAGAUACAAUCACAACCUAAUUGAAGGACGCUAAUAAUCCAAAUGUUCUGUUCAUUUUGUGCCUUUCUACCCCCGUUUUCACACCAAUUUUGGAAUUGCCAGUUGUACUCAUUACAUCUCAACUGCAACAUUCUAGCGCAGGACUGCUGAAGCACGAUGCAUGUGGGAAGGUGAAUACUGAACACAUUAUAGGUGCAGCCCCCUGCCGAUGUCAUCUGAGCAACCCAUAGGCACCUGACGAAUCACUAGAGAGUGCUAUUGAGCAGUGCAAGGGUAUCCUUAGGCAAUAUAACCCUUCUUGCCCUGGUAGGACAGAGCCAAUUACGCUCCACUGUUGCAAACUCUCUGUCCUUGUCUUGUAAUGACUAAUGAUUCAAACUUAGCAUCUUGCUCAACUAAGCCAUUCGGGAACCCCUGAAAUCAUUCUGAGCCUUGCUGGUCAAACUGCUUUUGGCACUGGAAAUUUUUGCACAUCAUCCUAAUACGUACAUUCUCUGGAAAAUUAAACUUUUUACUCUGCACUUUAAGGUGUGACUGCAGUUUCUCAGUCAACAAAGCUGGUGACAGGUACUUGCUUCAGAGGCCGUGUUGAGUAUUAGACCACAGGUUAACACCGGCAAUGGAGAGAAUCCAAAGCUUUGGAGUACACGCUCCAACACUGAGGAUACUCCCAUGUUGCCUUCUGCCAUUCUCCAUUCACUCCGAGUCAGUCAAAACUGCCACUUGAAAUGUUACAUGUAUUCAUCUGUGUUUUGAUUAAAUGGAAACAAUGAUGCAGUAUAAUGUACGAGACCCGCUUUGUGCUUGAUCAGUGUAUGCUGACUCAUUCUUCAUUCACAAUUUUUUGCCUAGGGUAAAGCGCCUAUGAAAGCAUGUCUGCUAAAUUAUUUAAGGUUGUGCAAUCCUUGUGUGCUGCUCCUUAAAGAUUGUCAGCUGAAUUUUUCCCUCUUAAUUUUAAAGUGUUUCCCUGUCAGCUGAAGCAUUGCACUUUUUCUACAGGAUUGUCUGCGUACAGGAGCCAGGGAGCUUUUGUAUAUGGCUACAGCUGGGAAGAUGGUGGGAUACACAGUACCCACCUUGAGCAGUUAUUCAGUGUGCCUAUGCAUUAAAGCUAAUGAAUAAGUUCAUUGAAAACAAACGCGAUGGAAGCUGUGAAUUACGAACUGUUGCCUUACAGUAUGUACAUUGAGAAAGAAUGCAGUACAAAUGGAAAAUCAGUUUCCAGAAACACACCGCAAAUACAUAAUAUAUAGCUAUAUGAAUUGUGAUGACUCUAGUUUUGUGUAUGAUUGUCAUCUGCUGUGUUGCUAGGAAACACAAAUGAUGUUGUACUGCCAUGCUGAU
Molecule: messenger RNA, 7810 nt
Organism: Megalops cyprinoides (Indo-Pacific tarpon)
Lineage: Eukaryota; Metazoa; Chordata; Actinopteri; Elopiformes; Megalopidae
Product: serine/threonine-protein kinase WNK4-like
Exons: 21
Coding region: 578-5167 (1529 amino acids)
Biological process (GO): renal sodium ion absorption; intracellular signal transduction; protein phosphorylation
Cellular component (GO): cytoplasm; cytosol
Molecular function (GO): ATP binding; chloride channel inhibitor activity; potassium channel inhibitor activity
Source: RefSeq, a predicted model, not a curated record